AUGUUUGGAAAAUCGAGUUUCAUCGUCAUUGUUUUUAUCCUUCUUUCAAGCACUUUUGCUAAAGGCAAACCUAAAACUUCCGAUUUCACAAAAUCACCGGCGCUUACAGUUCACAAAAAGCCUCAACCGAUCAAUCAAACAUUUAACAUCAACAACUGGGGCCUAGAAAAAGCUGAUCGAAAACUGCUAACCGAGAUGAAGUACGAAAUUGACUACCUAUACCAGAAAUCGACAAGCGCACCGUAAUUUUUAGGGAGUUAUUAUAACUCCAAAAAUGGAGUAAAAAUUUUAGGUACAGGAUAACCCCUUUUUGGGGGUUAUUUUAACUCCUAAUUUAACUCCGAAUUUGGGGUCAUUUUUACUCCUGAAAAAGAGUUCUUUUUACUCCCAGUCUGGAGUUAAAAUUACUCCGAAAUGGGGUUACUUGUACUCCUUACAGGGGUUGUUUUUACUCUUUUUGGAGUUACUUUAACUCUGAAAGUGGAGUAAAAAUUUUAGAUACAGUGUAACUCCUUUUUUGGGGUUAUUUUAACUCCUCAAUACCUGGGGUCACUUUUACUCCUGAAAAAGAGUUCCUUAAACUCCUUUUUGGAGUUAAAAUAACCCCACGAAAAAUAACUCCACUGUAAGGAGUUAAAUUAACCCCACUAGAGGAGUUAUUAGAACUCCCUGAAAAUUACAGUGCGCUAAAGGUGUAAACUCUUGCAAUUUAAUCAAACUUUUAGUUAACUAAAGAAGCGACUAAUUGUUCGAGGCUUAUUAUUAGAGCGACUUAAUGUUUGAGGAUUAUUAAUCAACUGAAAAAUUUUCUUACUUUCAGUUUGGCCGCAAGAUGGUUGGGUCCGCUACGGAAACUUCGGCUACCUCAUCAUCGACAUUCGAACCCUAAAAUGGAGCGAUGCUCGACGAACAUGUCAGAUGCUUGGAGGAGACCUCGCCAUAAUAAAAUCAGCGGAUGAGAAUAACUUCAUAUUCACCUUAUUAAAGAAACAGAAAACCAUCACCGAUCGGGGUGUGUGGCUUGGUUUGGUCCGCAAGGCGGACAACAAGUUCUACUGGAUUGAUGACACUCCACUGGCAAAAGGUUACACGGCUUGGGCACGCGGCGAACCAAACAGCGUGAACGAAAAGUGUGGAAACAUGUUGGGCUCGGCACACCGCCAAGGAGGCAAGUGGAACGACAUACCUUGCGAUCUCGAUCCGGCAAAGCAUUGGAAGUACGCUCCAGUUAUCCUUUGCAAGAAAAAGCAAAUUGGGUGA
This is a messenger RNA of Porites lobata, 1260 nucleotides long. The record is from the annotation of a GenBank genome assembly. Lineage: Eukaryota; Metazoa; Cnidaria; Anthozoa; Scleractinia; Poritidae.